This is a messenger RNA of Marmota flaviventris (yellow-bellied marmot), 1124 nucleotides long. It is a transcript of the gene Fhit, whose product is annotated as fragile histidine triad diadenosine triphosphatase. Gene Ontology annotation, cellular component: cytoplasm; nucleus; plasma membrane. The record is from RefSeq and is a predicted model, not a curated record. Lineage: Eukaryota; Metazoa; Chordata; Mammalia; Rodentia; Sciuridae. Gene Ontology annotation, biological process: negative regulation of proteasomal ubiquitin-dependent protein catabolic process; diadenosine triphosphate catabolic process; purine nucleotide metabolic process. Gene Ontology annotation, molecular function: bis(5'-adenosyl)-triphosphatase activity; ubiquitin protein ligase binding.
GUGUCCCUGUCAGAGAGUUUUUGCACUCAGACCCCCAAGUCCCUCUGGAGGCCAUCCCAGUGGGCACACGCUCGGGUAGCGCUCCAGCCCCGCGCUCCUUCCCUCUUUCAUUCCCAGCUGCCAAGACCUUGGAAGCUUUGAAACUCAGCAAAGAAGGGAAAUCCAUCCAGAACGGUCUGUAAAGGUAUCCUAGGACAACCUGCUGACCUUAACUCCUCUACAAAAAAAUCUGUGCAUCCAGCCACUGAGAACUCCAAGGAAGCAGCAGUAGUCUAAAAGACUCUGAGUCCAGAGCAACCGUUCCCAAAAGGUGGCUUAUAGAGCCCUGAGAAUCCCUGAGACCCUUUCAUGAAAUCUGCAAGACCUCAAGUGUAAGGAAAUGUCAUUCAGAUUUGGCCAGCAUCUUAUCAAGCCCUCUGUGGUGUUUCUCAAAACGGAGCUGUCCUUUGCUCUCGUGAAUAGGAAACCGGUCGUACCAGGACAUGUUCUCGUGUGCCCACUGCGGCCAGUGGAGCGCUUCCAAGAUCUGCAUCCUGAUGAAGUGGCCGAUUUGUUUCAAGUGACCCAGAGAGUCGGGACAGUGGUGGAGAAGCAUUUCCAGGGGACCUCUCUGACUUUUUCCAUGCAGGAUGGCCCUGAAGCCGGACAGACUGUGAAGCACGUUCAUGUCCACGUUCUUCCCAGAAAGGCUGGAGACUUUCGCAGGAAUGACAGCAUCUAUGAAGAGCUCCAGAAACAUGACAAAGAGGGAGUGGACUCCCCAGCCUCCUGGAGAUCAGAGGAGGAAAUGGCGGCAGAAGCUGCAGCUCUGAGGAUCUACUUUCAAUGACAGGCAUGAAAGUAACUCAAACAAAUCCCAAGGCAUAAGGAAAUGGGCCUCGUUCUCUAGGACUCCGCGGCAUUGGAAAUGAAGCUAAGCAGACUUUAUUACAUCCUAUGAUUCUGCAACCUUUUGCGAAGCAUUUUAUUGCACUUGUGGAAGCCACUGGGGUUAUGUUUCAAUCAUGAUGACUGACAGGCUGGCUUCAAAACAAUGGCAUCCACAACCUUGCCACGCGUUUCUCUUCACGCUAUGUACUUAGAAUAGAACGUUUCUAAAUUGUCCCUUAGCCUGGAUGAAAAUA